AUGUGUACUAGCACCCUCCAGUUUGCGAUGAUGAACCUGGACGAAGAUGCCAACAUUUCGAAGGAUGAGUUCCUCAAGGCUAUGGAAUCCGUCGGCAUAGUUGGAUCGCAAGCGGAAAGCCUCUUCAAGAGGUUCGAUCCAGAUGGAAGUGGGCUGCUGGACAAACAGGAGUUCUUCGCUUAUGCAGCCAAGGGGACGGCUGACCUUCGAGCGCUUCUUCGACGCAGCACCUCCGAUGGGGAAGAUCCCGCUGAUGCGAUUCUUCAGGCAUUCCAAGCUUGGGACGCCGACCAGGAUGGCACCAUCUCCAAAGCUGAGCUGGAGCGAGUUCUCGUCGUCCUGAACCCAUCCUUCACCAAGAAGGACAUGAACAAGCUUCUGAAGGGAAUGGACCAAAACGGCGAUGGAAUAGUGGAUUACGAGGAGUUUGCUGACUGGCUGUGCAAGACGAAGACGAAGAAAUGA
This is a messenger RNA of Symbiodinium necroappetens, 465 nucleotides long. NCBI's taxonomy places the organism in Eukaryota, Dinophyceae, Suessiales, Symbiodiniaceae. The record is from the annotation of a GenBank genome assembly.